This is a messenger RNA of Nicotiana tabacum (common tobacco), 655 nucleotides long. NCBI's taxonomy places the organism in Eukaryota, Viridiplantae, Streptophyta, Magnoliopsida, Solanales, Solanaceae. The record is from RefSeq and is a predicted model, not a curated record.
UCUCCUGCUCUUCGCGGGUUCUCGUAGGUUCAUUCAUUAAUCAGUCUACCAAACUUAGUAGUGUAUUUUUACUACUCGUAUAAAACACUUACAAAUUGAUUGAAUCGAAAUAUAGUAGAAAAAAAUGGAGGAAGAUAGAAUUCUAGAGAGAGAAAGGUACCAAAUGGAGCAGAUUCGCCAGCUGGAAUCUGAGGAAUUGCAAGUUGAAGAAGUGGAUGAAGAAGAAUCAUCAGACGAUGAAUUAACUUAUCGUACUUCGGCGGGAGCAUCCGCAUCUGGUGAAUUUACUUAUGACACCUCUUUGGCUGCCUUACAUUCUUACCUUGGUGAUGUCGAGGAUACUCAUAACAGGCUGUCCUUCUUGGACGGCGGGGCUGUCUUAAAUGUUCCUCUAUUCUAUCUUGAAGGAGUUGUUUUAUUUCCCGAGGCUACACUUCCUCUGCGAGUUGUUCAGCCUAAUUUCAUAGCUGCUGUUGAAAAGGCACUGAGGCAAGUUGAUGCUCCUUACACGAUCGGCGUGAUUCGAGUUCACAGGGAUCCAAUUAAUGGAAGGAUAAAAUUAGCAACCACCGGUACAACUGCUGAGGUAUGGAACUUGAAUCCUCCGCCUUUCUUGAUAGUUAUUUUUUCGAAUACCUAGUCGAGUUGAUUAUAU